AUGGCCUUGAGAACUCUGAGCAGGAAAAGCCUGGCUGGUUUAACCAGAAAUGGCAGAGGAGGCUUAGGCUUCGGGCUCGUCCCAGUCCGUGGCCUAAAGACCUUCACGCUGCCGGACCUGCCCUACGACUAUGGGGCACUUGAGCCCUCCAUUAGCCGCGAGAUCAUGGAGAUCCAUCACCUGAAGCACCACAACACCUACGUCGACAACUUCAACAAGGCUCUCGACAACCUCGAACAGGCAAUGGAUACCGGCGACUCCUCCACCGUCGUCAAGUUGCAGAGCGCCCUUAAAUUCAACGGCGGAGGUCAUAUAAACCACUCUAUUUUCUGGAAAUGUCUGGCCCCGGAUACGGAAGGAGGAGGUGAGCCUCCAAAGGGUUCAUUGGGAUGGGAAGUUGACAAUCAGUUUGGUUCGUUACAAAGUCUGAAACAGAAAAUGAUGGUAGAAGGUUCUGCUUUGCAAGGUUCUGGUUGGGUGUGGCUUGCUCUUGACAAAGAUCAGAAGAAGCUUUCCGUUGAAUGCACAGCUAAUCAGGAUCCACUGAUAGUUAAAGGAGCAAAUUAUGUUCCUCUGCUUGGGAUAGAUGUGUGGGAGCAUGCUUACUACUUGCAGUACAAAAACGUAAGGCCAGACUAUCUGAAGUACAUAUGGGAGGUUGUUAACUGGAAAUAUGCAAGUGAAGUGUACGAGAAAGAGUAUCCUUGAGGCAACACCGUGGUGCCAGCAAAGUUGUAGGUAAGCUACGUUUGCCCAGUUUGUGCAGAAAUAAUACUCUACUGUUUGUUGUUGAUGAUUCCCCAAAACUUGUAAUGAGACUUCUCCUCUUUGGUGAUGCUGUGUAUUAGCUUUUGUGAACUAGGCUUUUUAGGAUAUUCGUCUGUGUAAUAAAUAUUGUGAUACAAAGGAAGUUUGCUUCAAUUGAUGAAGGUGGAGCAAAGUCAUUUUGUAGCUUAUUGUUCUUACUUAGAUUGUUGUGGACGCCUAUGGAUCACUAGGCAAAUUGCUAACUGUCCUCUUUGAUAUGGUUAAGAAUCUCGUACUUCGAUAUUUUAAU
Molecule: messenger RNA, 1057 nt
Organism: Rosa chinensis
Lineage: Eukaryota; Viridiplantae; Streptophyta; Magnoliopsida; Rosales; Rosaceae
Product: superoxide dismutase [Mn], mitochondrial
Exons: 6
Coding region: 1-708 (235 amino acids)
Biological process (GO): superoxide metabolic process
Cellular component (GO): mitochondrion
Molecular function (GO): metal ion binding; superoxide dismutase activity
Source: RefSeq, a predicted model, not a curated record